Pollicipes pollicipes is the source of this 2416-nucleotide messenger RNA. Its product is annotated as zinc finger protein Lobe. Bases 5 to 2416 code for a protein of 803 amino acids. The transcript is spliced from 12 exons. NCBI's taxonomy places the organism in Eukaryota, Metazoa, Arthropoda, Thecostraca, Pollicipedomorpha, Pollicipedidae. The record is from RefSeq and is a predicted model, not a curated record.
AGCCAUGACGAGGCGUAAACAAGCCAAGCCGCGGGCCUUCAAACCGGAGGAGGAGGUGGCCUCCCCUGCAGCGGACGUGGCGCUGACCCCGGAGGUCAUGACCCCGGAGCACGAGCCAGCGCUCCGGCCGCAGCUGUUUGAUGAGCCUGCCCCUGGUGUGGACUCGGUCAGCUGUCGUUGGUGCUGUCGCCAGCUGAUGGUCGCCAGUGACAUCACAGCGCACCUGACGUCAGAGUGUCCCGGACCCGGCUCCGAAGCCGACCUCUCGACCGACACCCAGUCGACCAGCAGCGAGGUGUCCUUGACCUCGGGGUCACCGGGAUCGUCUGCCGAGCUCGACUCGCUCGUCACGAUCGGCACGACGGAGGCGACGCCGUACAAGUGCUGCUUCUGCGAGCAGGCCUACCCGCGCCAGACGCUCAUGAAGCUGCAUGAACAGACGCACACAGAUCAGCUGCCGUUCGAGUGCGAGUACUGCAGCCACCGUUUCAAGCACAAGCGCAGCAAGGACCGCCACGUCAAGCUGCACACCGGCGAGAAGAAAUUCAAGUGCAAGUACUGUCCGUCCGCGUACUGCCGCAGUGACCACCUCAAGAUCCACAUGCGCACGCACGACAGCCAGAAGCCGUACCAGUGCUCGGUGUGCAACCGCGGCUACCGGACCGCGGCGGCGCUCACCUCGCACCUGCAGAAGCAUAAAGAUCGGGAGGCGGCCGCCGCCGAGCGCGAGCCGCAGCCGUACCGCUGUCUCAAGUGUGCUGCCACCUAUCCGACGGGGGACGCGCUGCAGUGGUCGUGCCCCUACUGCGACCGGCCCAGCCGCUUCAGUAACGUCGAGGCGCUCUCCUAUCACAUCCAGACCCUGCACAUGCCGCUGAUGAUGGGCGUGGAAGGUCCGCUGCUGGGGUACGGCCUGCCGAUGGUGCCGCUGAAAGCGCCACUGUCGCCGAUCCACCUGGUCUCGCCGGGCGGCGCCGAGCCGGCCGCCAAGCCGCUCACUUGCAUGCUGUGCGCCACGCCCGUGUCGGACGCCGCCGCGCUCAUCAGCCACAUCCAGUUCGCCGCCGCCGAGCCGCUGGAGACGCACCUGGCCGCGCACCUGCGCGUCACGGCCGUGCGCUACGCCUGCCAGCGCUGCCAGCGCUCCUACCGGACGGCCGACGAGCUGCAGAAGCACCUGACGGACCGGCACGCGCAGACGCUUUACAAGUGCACCAUCUGCCACAGCACGUUCGACACGCGCGUCGACGUGCAGGUGCACUUCGCCGUCAGCCACAGCGACGAGGUGCGCGUACACUCGUGCUCGGCAUGCGGCGACGAGUUCGGCGACGAGCCGGCGUUCCUGCGCCACCUGCGCGGCACGCACAUGAGCGCGGCCAAGUCGUACCCGUGCCUGCUCUGCGGCCAGCACUUCGAGCAGCUGAGCGCCUACAAGCAGCACAAGAUCUGCGGCGAGGCGUUCUACGUUGAGUUCCAGCUGGACCGGCACGUGCAGGCGGUGCACGCGCACGAGCUGAAGCUCAACGGCGAGGCGCGGCCGCCUCCCAAGAAGCGCGCCGCGGGGCCGGGCGAGCAGCUGACGGCCGCCGCGCCGACAAUGAAGUUCCCCAGCCUGGUGCAGACCAGCAUCGACGUGGAGCUGAACCCGGCCUACCCGCCGGCGCGACACAAAUGCAACAUCUGCGACGACGUGCUGCCGUCGGCGCGCACGCUCGCCGAGCACAAGCUGAUCCACUGCAAGGUAGUGUACAGCGACACGUGCGCCGUGUGCAAGGGCACCGUGCGCUCAGCGACCGGCUACCAGCAGCACAUGAAGCAGCACAGCGCGCCCAACUUCCCCGUGUCGUGCGUCAUCUGCCAGCAGACGCUGGUGUCGGACGCCGAGGUGGCCAUCCACGCCGAGUUCCACCUGCGCCGCUCGUUCGAGUCGGCCGCCGACGAGGAGGCGCACGCGUGCAGCGGGUGCGUGCCGCCGCGCCGUGAGCUUUACCAGUGCCUGAUGUGCCAGCAGACGUACUCAGACCGCGACCAGAUCCGUGAGCAUAUAGCCACGCACCUGCUAGAGAACGCCAGCCACGCGUGCAACCUGUGCCAGCUGAGUUUUGACACGCCUCUCAAGCUGCAGAUCCACCUGAUUGAGCACAACUUUGAGGGCUGCGGCAGUUACAGCUGCUACAUCUGCAGCGCGGUGUUCACCGCCGCCGGCGGCCUGCAGAAGCACAUGGUGGAGCACGGUAUCGAGGUCAAGCCGUUCGACUGCGAGCACUGCCACCAGCGCUUUUUCUUCCGCACAGAGCUUGACAACCACGGAUUUCUGCACCGACUGGAGGGCUCCGUGCGCCGCGUGUCCGCGCCGUCGCCGCCGGCCGGGCGCGCCACGACGCAGCCAGCAACAGCCAAGAUGAGCAACCAGUGA